AUGACGAUCCAUCCGUAUUUUCUCGAGGCCAUUUAUGAAAACUCGAGAUGCCAACGACUACCUCUGUUUCCUAACAUCACUUCCUUACGUGCUGACUUCCAUGACUACGGAUGGGAAAUGUUGCCAAGCUUUCUUGAGAGCUGCCCGAAUCUUAAACAUCUAUCCUUGUUGCAGAAAUAUUAUAUAUAUAGAGUAGAGAAAGUUAUUAAUGUCCCUGAACCUCGGUGUUUCCUGCCAUCUCUCGAGUUUGUUGAGAUAAAAGAAAAGACACUACGUGAGAUAGACGAGGCGAGAGAGAUGAAACUAGUGAGUUACUUGCUGGAGAAGUCAACAAUCCUCAAGAAGCUCACUCUGUCCUUGUAUCCUCUCAGAGAGGAGAAAGUAUCUGCCAUCCUCAAGAAGUGUCUCUCAUUUCCAACACUCUCUCCCUCAUGCCAAGUUGUUGUUCUCUAA
Messenger RNA from Microthlaspi erraticum, 453 nucleotides. The record is from the annotation of a GenBank genome assembly. Lineage: Eukaryota; Viridiplantae; Streptophyta; Magnoliopsida; Brassicales; Brassicaceae.